Messenger RNA from Fundulus heteroclitus (mummichog), 1514 nucleotides. RefSeq names its product leucine-zipper-like transcriptional regulator 1 homolog (gene klhdc3l). Gene Ontology annotation, molecular function: protein binding. Gene Ontology annotation, cellular component: Golgi apparatus. The transcript has 8 exons. The record is from RefSeq and is a predicted model, not a curated record. NCBI's taxonomy places the organism in Eukaryota, Metazoa, Chordata, Actinopteri, Cyprinodontiformes, Fundulidae. Bases 132 to 1367 code for a protein of 411 amino acids.
GCGGCUGUCCCGCCUCCGUUACGGGACGUUACGGGACCGUUUCCUGACAGAACGGUUUACCGAACCGCGGUAGCAGCUACUCCGGGGGGUCCAACCCGUUUUUUACGAAAAUGCUCCGGCCCGGCUGAGAGAUGCCCGCCACGGGUCAGACGAGCCCCUGCCUGUGGACGCCGCUGCCCCAGAGCCGCCUGGGUCCGUGUGACCGCUACAAACACGCCUGCUGCAGCUACGACGGCACCGUCUACGUCCUGGGAGGCAGGGACAGCGGCUGCCUGGGAGACUUCUGGAAGUACAGCGUCGUGUUGGAUGAAUGGACCAGGCUGAGCUGCACAGGCGAAGCUGCACCAGAGGAGCUGGAACAACAUACUAUGGUGGCACAUAAGGGUUUCCUGUAUGUGUUUGGAGGCAUGUGGGAUUCUCCAUUCACCGGGCGCAGAUGCCCCCUCUGGGUGUUUGAUACCGUAAAUCAGAAGUGGGUGCCCUGCCAGGGAAAGACCAGCUCCCCUCAGACCCAAAGGCCCAGCAACAGGAAAGGACACAGCGCCGUGGUGCUGGGGUCCGCCAUGCUCGUCUACGGAGGUUUCAUGGACAUCAAAGGACCCGUGCAGGAGUUUUGGAGUUUAAAUUUAUAUACCAUGGCUUGGUCUCCACUGAGCGGUUCUGAGCGGGGCUCAUCAGGUCCGGGACCCAGACACAACCACUCCGCUGUGGCCUACCAGAGCGACAUGUUCCUGUUUGGAGGACUGAAGGGUCUGCGGGAGCAGAGGGACUUCUGGAAGUGGAACUCCACCAACCACACAUGGACCUGCCUCAAGCCGGGCCCCCCUCGGCUGACGGGCCACGCUGCCGUAACCUACAGGGACAGCAUGCUGCUGUUCGGGGGCGGCGAGAGCCACAGCUCUCCCAACAACGGCCUGUGGAGGUACAGCUUCUCCUCUCAGAGCUGGAGCCGGGUGGCGUCGCUCCCCGGCUCCGACGCUCCGGGCCGGAUUCACCACUGCUGCGCCGGACUGGGUCGCAGCUACGAGGCCGACACCGGCAGCUCCAGCCCGGCCCCGGACUCUAAACCCAAACACUUUAGAAAUAGGUGCUUCCCCGCUUCCCAACCGGACAUAGAGAUGGAGACGUUCAGCAAAGGCCUCAGUUCUCCGGCGCCGGACGCCCGCAGCGAGACUGGGAGUGAUUGUUUGACGUUUGACAACAAAGCUUUCAGGAAGCAGUGGAGCUGCUCGGACGACCCGCUGCUCCGCCAGGAACACGGCGAUCUGCUGAAGAAUCUGCCCGACGCGCUGCUGGUGCUGGGAGGAAGACCGUACAGCAGACACAGCCCCAUCUCCAUCUGGAGCGUGACGCUGACUGACUGCUAACAGUCAGACAUGAAACGUUUACAAAGAGCCAGUGUUACACGUUCACCUAUGAUCACCACGGUUAGUCACAACUUGUACAUAAGACGGUGUAAAGCUGUUAUAUCAGCAGGUCUUCUAUCAAUUCCUGAAUAAAGUAUUAGAAGGACA